GUCAUACUCCGCCCCUUGCAUUCUUCCUUGAAACAUUGCAUUAAGAGCUAUCUCGACGACCUUUUACCGCUUCUGUGGACUCCAAACUCUAGAAGAAAUUAAAGGAAAGGGAAAAAAACCAGGCCAUACAGUACAAGACCAGACAGACCGGACCAAAAUGUCUUCUUCCCUUCACAUGAGCAAGAACAAUAAUCCGGCUUCCAAGCGCAGAAGAUUUCAACCUCCGAUAACUUCCUUCUUCCCCGCAGCAACUGAAUCAGAUCCUGCCGAUAACGCCUCCGCCCCUCACUUAUCAUAUACCCACUACUCCACCAUCACAUCCUCCCCCACCCCCGCCGUCGAUGCAAAGAUCCAAGCGUCGCUUCUUUCAGUUGGCAUGCGCGUCCGGAAAUCAGUCGCAGAAGGAUACAAGACUCGAAAUCCUAAGUCAGAAGACAAACCAACUCUCUACUCGAACGUGACACCGACCGUCAGAUGUCCAACUGCCUAUGCCGAACUGGCCCCCUUUUGUGGCAUGUCAAAAUCUGGCGGAUCUGCAAUCCAACCCACGUCUCGGGGUUUCUCCUUGCCCCAUAACAAAGUGGAUUACGAAGAUCAACUCAUCACGGAUGACGGGGAUGCAUUCUCCCUGCCGCCGAGCAGUCAGGAGUCUAUCGAGUCUAUCCAUAUAAACGGGCAGAAGCGAUCUUACGAUCGCGAUGAAGAUGAUUUCGACGAUGAAUUGGAUGACCUGUCUACUCCUUGGGGGAUUACCUGGCAGGGUCCUCUGGAGCCGAGUACAAGGAUGAACUCGGUACCUGGCCGUACCAUCCUUACCCCCGCUCUGGGGCAGCAACGGCGUCAAUUUGUCGCCGUGAAUACGCAAGGAACUAUUAACGUCGAUGAUUUUGAAGAGCCCGCAUUCCUUCGCAGACGCGAAGAAAUCGACAUGGACCUAUCCUAAGUGGUUGGCCGUGUGGUAUGUUUUGGUAUCUCUUUGUCUUGGACCAGCGUUGCGUGAAAACGAUUGCUCUCUGCGAUAUAUGAUAGCAGCUAUGAGCACGAUAUCAUUGAUGGACUGACUCCAGUCAUACACUUCGAAUUUCCGGGCUGCUCAGCUUGAGCUCGACCUGCUUUCUUUCAUGGAUGUAUUUUUCUCUGCGGUUGACGUUCUAUUUUUCUCCUUUGCAUAUGUUUGUGAGAAGCAUUUAUUACUUUUGAUUAACAUCAAGCGAUUGUACAUACAAAUACCCGGACUGGUUGGGACAUGAUUACGCCAAUCAUGCCCUGUGAUUAUAGGCUUCAGAUUUUCAGAAUAAUAUUAGUUGUAUGAAUAGCAACCAGAUACUUUAUGACACGACGA
Aspergillus alliaceus is the source of this 1342-nucleotide messenger RNA. RefSeq lists its product as uncharacterized. Lineage: Eukaryota; Fungi; Ascomycota; Eurotiomycetes; Eurotiales; Aspergillaceae. Gene Ontology annotation, molecular function: ribonucleoside-diphosphate reductase inhibitor activity. Gene Ontology annotation, cellular component: cytoplasm; nucleus. The record is from RefSeq and is a predicted model, not a curated record. The transcript has a single exon. The coding region runs from base 158 to 943 and encodes 261 amino acids.